UUUCAGCAAUGUUCCUACUCGAUUUUUUAUUUCUCGUCUCCUGGAUUCUUCUUCUACUCGGCAUAUUCAUUUUAACUCGGGAAGCCGUAUUCCAAUGGCAUAAAUCUGAAAAUUUAUCAAUUUUUGGAGCAUUUCUAGUUACCAUGAUAAUAUUUAUCGAAGCAAUUCUGAUGUUGGAGGAGCAUAAAUGGAAAGAUGACACCUUAUCUAAUCAGCUGCUCCGGUGGAUGUUUGGCAAGGCAGAAAGUACACAUUGGAAAUGGCAUGUGAAUCCAGUUACAGUACCUUUUAGUCUACUUGGACGGAUUAUAAUAUUGUGUGCUUCAGUAUUCGGUGAAUCGUGUGGAAAACUAAUUGGCCGCUUCAUCGCAGAGCUUCCACUUGCCACGUCACUAGUGAUGGUUCCAUUCUCAUUUUUGUGCAUUUUCCUUGGAAUCUUUUGUAUUUUUGGAUAUCAAUUUAAUAUUGGUUAUGGAUUUCUGAAAGUUGAACGCAAUAAUCGUCUGAAAUCGAUUUUCAAACCAUCGGAUACGGCGGGAAAUUCGUCAAAAAAAUUGGAGAAAUGCAUUUCAAAAAUUGAUUUUUGCGUGAAGAAAGUUAAUGAAGGAUAUCAGAAAACAAUUGAGAAGCUGAAAAAUUGAAAUUCGAUUUUUUAAAGAAUAUUUUAUGGGUUUUGUAAAUAAAUAAACGGUUCUAAUUUCAA
This is a messenger RNA of Caenorhabditis elegans, 703 nucleotides long. It is a transcript of the gene F43C11.6, whose product is annotated as MotA/TolQ/ExbB proton channel domain-containing protein. Lineage: Eukaryota; Metazoa; Nematoda; Chromadorea; Rhabditida; Rhabditidae. Bases 9 to 641 code for a protein of 210 amino acids. The transcript is spliced from 4 exons. The record is from RefSeq and is marked reviewed.